UCCAGUGAAUGCAGUGUUUUGAUUAGAUUUCAUUUUUCAAUUGAUGUGCAACUAAUACAAUCAAAUGGCAAAUAAAGUGUUGAAGAAAUCUAAAUUGAAAAAGGAUGGCGAUUUUAUUCCUCCCGAUGGCGGUUGGGGGUGGAUGAUCAUAUUUGCUGCUGGAUUUUCAAAUCUGUCAGCUCUACCUAUCCUACAGCAAUUUGGGCUAUUGUUCCGUGACAAGUUUGCGCGUCUGGGUAUAAGCAGCUCUGAAACCACCACUAUUAUCAACAUGAAUUCGGCCCUGACCUCUUGCGUCGGUUUAGCCAACGGUCCAGUUUUUAAAACAUUCAGCUAUCGCCAGGUCUCACUUACCGGUGCCAUUGUGGUCUUUACAGCAUUGAUGCUCACAACAUUUUCUUACAAUUUUAUCACUUACCUAAUUUCAUUUUCAAUUUUAUAUGGUGCCGGCUACGGUAUUAGUAGUUCUGCAAAUGCUCUUGCAUUGAAUACUUAUUGGAAGAAGAGGAGAAGAUUAGCUACAAGUCUCUCAUGGACUACAACAGGUCUUGGCCCAAUGAUGUGGCCUCAUAUUAUUACAGGUUUAUUUGCCGUUUUUGGAGAAACCGGAGCUAUACUCAUUAUAGCAGGAAUAUCCCUUCACGCUAUAGCUUGUGCUUUAUUAUUACAACCAGUAGAGUGGCAUUGCAAACAGCAGGCCGAAAAAGAAACAGAUGAGGAAAAACUCAUCACAUCCGAGAUAAAUGGUAAUGUUAUUGAUAAGGAAACAAAAGAAAGUGGUUAUUUUAGUCAUGUAUCAAAAUUAAAAAACUUAAGCACAUUCUCUAGUCAAUAUCUCUAUAAUGAAGAUGAUACCUUCACACCCGGCUAUGAAAUCACUGAUCCUGGAAUACCUAUGAUGAUUCGCGCUAAUGAUGGCUACUUUAGUCAGUCAAGGCAAUCUCGAAGUAGAGUUUCCUCAAGAGAAGGGUCUAACAGAAACUCACGUCUGAACUCUAAAAAGCCAUCAAUGACAAAUUUAGUUGAAGGUAGAUCUCGGAAAUCUUCUACACUCUACUUAAAUGAAUCCAAGAAAAAUUCCUCUGCUAAUCUUGGAGCUCUUGUUCAAGAACGUGAAAAUUAUAAACCAAAACGAAAAACAUCCAUUACUUUAGAUGCGCAAAUUCCUGAAUCAGAAAUCGAAGACUGCCCUACAUUAAAAGCUCCCCAAGAUUUAAAAGCUGAUGAGAAGGAAGUAGUUCAAAACAUUGACCCCGAAAAAGCAAAAAUUAUUGCUGAUAGAGCAGAGAAACACUUAGCAGCAAACAAAAGUAUUAAAUCCUUUAAAAUGGAUGGAAAUUAUGGAGAAAAAUAUAUGAAGGAUAACCAUAGCAAUAUAUCAUUUAAAAAUACGGAUGAUUAUGAUGAGAAAAAAUACUUGAAAGAUAAUCAUAGUAAUCAAUCUACAAGAGCACGAUAUAGAAAAAAAUCUAACAAUUUUAAUUACGAAAGUGAAGUUUUGAAACAAGCUUCAAUGAAACUAGAAGAGUACCUUAAAGAAAAUGAGGAAGAAAAUAGAGCUGCAAAAAUAAGAUUACUGAUAAACGGACCAUCAGAUGAUGAAGACGACGAUGUAUUCAAAGAACAUAAAGUAAAAGAAAAAGAAAUUGAAGAACAAGAAGAACAUUUAACAUUUUGUCAAAAAGUUGCAAUUUUCUUCGAUUUAGAUUUAUUAAAGGACUUCACUUUUAUUAAUCUAAUGUUAGGAAUUACGUUGGCAAAUUUCAACGAACUGAAUUUCUCAAUACUAACACCGUUUAUCUUAGGUGACUACGGUAUGACCAAAUCUGAAGUAGCCUUCUUCAUGUCACUUUUGGCCGGUGUAGAUCUUUGUGUCAGAUUCUGUAUUCCAUUUGUAGCUGGAAAAAUAGGAUGGGACAACAAUUCGUUUUUCCUGUUUGGAGUUCUUUCUAUGGCCAUGGGUCGAGUUGUGCUCUCUUUAUGCCAGAAGUAUCAAGUUGUUCUGCUAGUUGCUGUAAUGAUAGGUUUUGGCAAAGGAUUGAGAACAGUAUUUAUGGCAUUGGUGAUACCAACCCAUGUACCAUUACACAAACUACCGGGAGCUUCGGGGAUACAAUUACUUACCGCUGGAAUUGUUUACCUUGUAAUGGGCCCAAUAGUUGGGUGGAUAAAAGACAACGCUUCCACGGCGGUAACAUUGCAUUGUCUGAAUAUAUUCACAUGGCUCACGGCGUUGUCAUGGGGCCUAGAAAAAUAUAUCAGAUCAAAACGGCCGACCAAUACACAGGAAGAAAUUGUAAAAGCUUGAAGAGGUGAAUGAAAAAGGAAGAACAUUUAUAUAUAUAUUUAAAGAAUAUAUAUAAGUCCUGGAUGGAUUUAAGCUUCAGCUAUAAACACUAGAAAAUAUACCCUAUAUUAAAUACUUUAUAGAUUUAACACCAGCGGCCAAAGGGAAACUUUUUCUUUAGGAAAGAGAUUUUUUUAAUCUUAUUUAUUUAGAGGUUUUAACCAAUAUAAAGGAUAUGCCAGCACCAUCAUAUCCUAAUUUUAUAAAUUACAAAAUUAUUAUAAGAACAAUGAAGAUUCAUUGUUGCAAUAAAUAUUUAUAAGGCUUUUGAAUACUUCCGACUGCGGAUCUGCGAUAAGAUGAGAUGAAUGAAUGAUAUUUGUUAAAUGACUACCAAUUCUUUUCUUUAAAUUGCAGAGCAAAGCGAAGAUACUCAAUGUUACAAUUAUCCCCUGUUUGGAUUAAAAAUGCUGAUGUAUGUUAUGGGUAGUUUUUCGUAAUUUUAUUCUUCGACUGAUUCUUCUGGCAUAAGUUUAAUUUCACUUUGAGCUCUGUAGCAGAUGCUUAUACGAAAAUAAGUAUACUAAAGAAUAUAUAGUUAAAUGAGGGAC
This is a messenger RNA of Chilo suppressalis (striped riceborer), 2898 nucleotides long. Lineage: Eukaryota; Metazoa; Arthropoda; Insecta; Lepidoptera; Crambidae. The record is from the annotation of a GenBank genome assembly.